This is a messenger RNA of Somion occarium, 1913 nucleotides long. The record is from the annotation of a GenBank genome assembly. NCBI's taxonomy places the organism in Eukaryota, Fungi, Basidiomycota, Agaricomycetes, Polyporales, Cerrenaceae.
ACAGUUGACUUCGUCCUGUGACACGCUACGAUCCUGUCGCAGCCACCCACUUCAAAUCUUCUUACGAUAAAGUAAUUGGAUCCUUAAAUCAUCCAACAUUCUUACUGCUGUUCCAAGUGUACAAUGCAUCAUUGUCUGCAAAUAUCAGAGAUCGUGGACCUCAUCGUUGAGGAGGCUGCGAUUGCGAAGGCUCGUAGCAAGUCCUCAUGCCUUCAUCCCGUCGCUGCACUGGCGGCGGUCUGUCGCCAGUUUUACGAGCCCGCGAUGAAUGUUCUGUGGAGGGACCUCAAGGAUAUCUACCCCCUUCUCUGCUGUUUUCCUUCAGAGUAUUUGAAUGAUACUAACGAUGAUAACAAACGCUCAGCCGAGACUGUAUACACUAGAGUUCCUCCUGGCUCUGAUUGGGACCAUUUCCUCCGAAAUGCGGCUCGAGUUCGCAGUUUGACAAUUGAUUUCGGGGACAGGAACCGACCUCUACGCGUACUGAGCACCUGUCGGCCCGGGGCACAACUCUUUCCGUCGUUGCGCAAGCUGGAAUGGAUCGGGGGUUCUGAGAAGGAAUGCGAGCUUUACGCCUCGCUUCUCAUCAACCCGAAGCUUACCCACAUAGAUAUCGCUUGUGACAUUGGGUCUGCCACCACAUCCCCCAUAUUCGAUGCACUCCAGUCAAAUGCCUCAGAACUCAAGUUCUUCGAAUUGAAAUCCAACCUUUGGGAAGCUGAUCUAGAAUCAGAUAUUUUGAUUGCGCCUGCGCUAUCCCGUCUGAUAUCCUCGUUCAAUUCCCUCAGCACUCUACACACUCAUUUGCCAUUGUCCCCGGACGCCUUCAUUUGUAUCUCUGCUUUGCCCAGCAUGCGGGAGUUGUUUGUGAAGCCAACAGUGGCAAUUGUUGAAAGGCUUCAACGACGAGACACAACUACGCCAGUUUUCCCCGCGCUUGAGGUGCUUAAGAUCUACUUCGAACCGAGCUGUGACCCUACAGCAGUCGUGCAAGCAAUCACUUCAUCUCAACUUCGUGAAUUUAGCAUGCAAGAAAAGGGUAUAGACGAUACCUUGGCCAUGGAUGUCCUGGAGCGGAUUUUCCAGGCACUAUCCAGCCACAAAUCCUUGCGUUCAGUCAGCUUACCUAUCUCACCAGCCUCCCCCGACAAGGCAAUAGGUCUCAAAUCAUCGGACCCUUCAAGAGAGUUGUGCCAUUUGCAACCACUUCUCUCUCUGUCUGCCAUGAACACCUUUAGGGCCCAACAUAUUCCAUUCGACCUUACCAAUGAUUGCUUAACGCAAAUCGCUUCCUGGUGGCCUCACAUUCAGCAUUUAGACCUAGGAUCCUCGGCCGUACAACAUUCGUCACAAGUUACAAUGGUGGGACUGCAUGCACUGACUACCAGGUGCAAGCAACUUCGAAAUAUCGGCCUUGUAUUCGAUGCCUCGGAUAGCGCAGUCCAGAACUAAUAUCAAAUAAAGGCUCGACUUCACAGGUUCAAUGCGUCUUGAACGUCGGACAAUCUUCCAUUGAGACACCCUAUCGCGUUGCGGUGGUUUUGUCGGAUAUUGCCUCCGUAGUCUCAAUCAAUGUAUCUGGGGGUGAUGUCCUCAGAUGUCAUAUCAAGAGAUGGGGAGUGACGAACAGACUAAUACCUGUGUUCACCGCAGUGAGGAUGAAGGAACGGGAACGGGCCCGAGCUAUAUAUUCAUCGUAGAAAUGUGUUGCUCGAUUAGUAGCUGACGGUCCGCUUCUUUCGGUGAUCAGACAUACUCUCGGAUUAUCAUAUUCAGUGCACUUAUUGGAGGGAGAUGAGGAUGAUAGUGAAUGUCUGGGUCUCGGAAAAUUCAGUGGAGAGCUUCCUUGAGUCCUCUGCGAUUUUAUCUUGUAACUGACCACGAUACUAAUGUAAAGAUUGCUGAAGUCACUG